GUGGCUGCGCGCGGCGCUCGGGAAGGACGACAUGGCGCGCGAGCUGCGGGCGCUUCUGCUGUGGGGACGCCGCCUGCGGUCUCCGCUGCAGGCGCCGGUGUUGGCGGCCGCCCCGGGAGGAAAACCGGUCCUGUGUCCCCGGAGGACCACAGUCCAGUUCGGGAGCCCCGGGCGAAGCCUGGCCUCGUGCUUUCACGCCACGCAGCCGUACAGCACGCAGGCGGCAGAGGACAAGGCAGAGGCCCUACACUCCAUCAUAAGCAGCACCGAGGCCGUGCAGGGUUCCGUUUCCAAACACGAGUUCCAGGCUGAGACAAAGAAGCUUUUGGACAUCGUUGCCCGUUCCUUAUACUCAGAGAAAGAGGUGUUCAUACGCGAGCUGAUCUCCAAUGCCAGCGAUGCUUUGGAAAAACUGCGUCAUAAACUGGUGUCUGACGGCCAGACGCUGCCAGAAAUGGAGAUUCACUUGCAGACCGACUCUGAGAAAGGCACCAUCACGAUCCAGGACACUGGCAUCGGGAUGACACAGGAAGAGCUAGUGUCCAACCUGGGAACGAUCGCCAGAUCGGGGUCAAAGGCCUUUCUGGAAGCGCUGCAGAACCAGGCCGAGGCCAGCAGCAAGAUCAUCGGCCAGUUCGGGGUGGGUUUCUACUCGGCCUUCAUGGUGGCCGACAGAGUCGAGGUCUAUUCCCGCUCCGUGGCCCCGGGGAGCCCGGGGUACCAGUGGCUCUCAGACGGCUCUGGUGUGUUCGAAAUCGCUGAAGCUUCAGGAGUUAGAACCGGAACCAAAAUCAUCCUCCACCUCAAAUCCGACUGCAGAGAGUUUGCCAGCGAGGCCCGGGUUCGAGAUGUGGUGACAAAGUACAGUAACUUCGUCAGCUUCCCUCUGUACCUGAACGGAAGGCGCAUCAACACCUUGCAGGCUCUCUGGAUGAUGGACCCCAAGGACAUCAGCGAGUGGCAGCACGAGGAGUUCUAUCGCUACGUCGCUCAGGCCUAUGACAAGCCCCGCUACACCCUGCACUACAGGACAGAUGCGCCACUCAACAUCCGGAGCAUCUUCUACGUGCCGGACACGAAACCAUCCAUGUUUGACGUGAGCCGGGAGCUGGGCUCCAGUGUCGCGUUGUAUAGCCGCAAAGUCCUCAUCCAGACCAAGGCCACGGACAUCCUGCCCAAGUGGCUGCGCUUCCUCCGAGGUGUGGUGGACAGCGAGGACAUUCCCCUGAACCUCAGCCGGGAGCUCCUGCAGGAGAGCGCGCUCAUCAGGAAACUCCGGGACGUUUUACAGAAGAGGCUAAUAAAAUUCUUCGUUGACCAGAGUAAGAAAGACGCUGAGAAAUACUCCAAGUUCUUUGAAGAUUACGGCCUGUUCAUGCGGGAGGGCAUCGUAACCACUGCAGAGCAGGAGGUCAAGGAGGACAUCGCAAAGCUGCUGCGCUACGAGUCCUCGGCGCUGCCUGCCGGGCAGCUGACCAGCCUCGCGGACUACGCCAGCCGCAUGCGGGCGGGCACCCGCAACAUCUACUACCUGUGCGCCCCCAGCCGGCAGCUGGCCGAGCACUCGCCCUACUUUGAGGCCAUGAAGCAGAAGGACACGGAGGUCCUCUUUUGCUACGAGCAGUUUGAUGAGCUGACCUUGCUGCACCUUCGUGAGUUUGACAAGAAAAAACUGAUCUCUGUGGAGACAGACAUCGUCGUCGACCACUACAAGGAGGAGAAGUUUGAGGACGGGUCCCCAGCCGGCGAGAGCCUGUCCGAGAAGGAGACGGAGGAGCUGAUGGCCUGGAUGCGAAACGUGCUGGGGUCACGCAUCACAAACGUGAAGGUGACUCUGCGGCUGGAUACACACCCCGCCAUGGUCACCGUGCUGGAGAUGGGGGCUGCCCGGCACUUCCUGCGCAUGCAGCAGCUGGCCAGGACCCAGGAGGAGCGAGCUCAGCUCCUGCAGCCCACGCUGGAGAUCAACCCCAGACACACGCUGAUCAAGAAGCUCAGUCAGCUCAGGGAGAGCGAGCCCGACCUGGCCCAGCUGCUCGUGGAUCAGAUAUACGAGAACGCCAUGAUCGCAGCCGGGCUUGUGGACGACCCCAGACCGAUGGUAGGCCGCCUGAACGACCUUCUGGUCAAGGCCCUGGAGAGACGCUGACGGCCUCAGCCUGGGAAGUGUCUUCCAGGGAGGGGAGGAAGGACUGACUCGCAGAUGAGAACCUUGAAGUUUAUUUACCUAAAUUAAAAGGUAUUUCUUAAUCUA
This is a messenger RNA of Microcebus murinus (gray mouse lemur), 2254 nucleotides long. It is a transcript of the gene TRAP1, whose product is annotated as TNF receptor associated protein 1. The record is from RefSeq and is a predicted model, not a curated record. Gene Ontology annotation, molecular function: ATP binding; ATP-dependent protein folding chaperone; ATP hydrolysis activity. Gene Ontology annotation, biological process: protein folding. Lineage: Eukaryota; Metazoa; Chordata; Mammalia; Primates; Cheirogaleidae.